UGGGAGUUGGAGAGCUGAGAGCGGAGCUUGAAACUGACUGGAAACUUAAGUGGCGCCGCGACUUGCCAGUUUUACCCCCAGGAACUUUUCUUUGCAGGAGGACAAGAGAAAGGGUGCAACCGCCCCCUGCUUUUUGCUCUCUUUCUUCUCCUCCUCCUCUCCAAUUCGCCUUUCCCCACUUGGAGCGGGCAGCUGCGGGCUGGCCACCGCGCGCCUUCCUAAAAGCUCGCCGCUGCAGCCGAGUGACGCGCCAGGCUUCCCGGGAGCCGCUCGCCCCGCGUCCGGGCAGCCGAGGGGAGAGGAGCCCGCGCCUCGAGUCCCCGAGCGGCCGCGGCUUCUCGCCUUUCCCGGCCACCCGUCCCCUGCCCCGGGCCUGCGUAUGAAUCUCCUGGACCCCUUCAUGAAGAUGACCGACGAGCAGGAGAAGGGCCUGUCCGGCGCCCCCAGCCCCACCAUGUCCGAGGACUCGGCGGGCUCGCCCUGCCCUUCAGGCUCCGGCUCGGACACAGAGAACACGCGGCCCCAGGAGAACACGUUCCCCAAGGGCGAGCCGGACCUGAAGAAGGAGAGCGAAGAGGACAAGUUCCCCGUGUGCAUCCGCGAAGCCGUCAGCCAGGUGCUCAAGGGCUACGACUGGACGCUGGUACCCAUGCCGGUGCGCGUCAACGGUUCGAGCAAGAAUAAGCCGCACGUCAAGCGGCCCAUGAACGCCUUCAUGGUGUGGGCGCAGGCGGCGCGCAGGAAGCUGGCGGAUCAGUACCCGCACCUGCACAACGCGGAGCUCAGCAAGACUCUGGGCAAACUCUGGAGACUGCUGAAUGAGAGCGAGAAGCGGCCCUUCGUGGAGGAGGCGGAGCGGCUGCGCGUGCAGCACAAGAAGGACCACCCGGAUUACAAGUACCAGCCGCGGCGGAGAAAGUCGGUGAAGAACGGCCAGGCGGAGGCCGAGGAGGCCACGGAGCAGACGCACAUCUCUCCCAACGCCAUCUUCAAGGCGCUGCAGGCCGACUCGCCGCACUCCUCCUCGGGCAUGAGCGAGGUGCACUCUCCCGGCGAGCACUCGGGGCAAUCCCAGGGUCCACCAACGCCACCCACCACCCCCAAAACCGACGUGCAGCCAGGCAAGGCUGACCUGAAGCGAGAGGGGCGCCCCCUGCCAGAGGGGGGCAGACAGCCCCCCAUCGACUUCCGCGACGUGGACAUCGGCGAGCUGAGCAGCGACGUCAUCUCCAACAUCGAGACCUUCGACGUCAACGAGUUCGACCAGUACCUGCCGCCCAAUGGCCACCCGGGGGUGCCGGCCACGCACGGCCAAGUCACCUACACGGGUAGCUACGGCAUCAGCAGCACCGCGGCGACCCCGGCGGGCGCGGGCCACGUGUGGAUGUCCAAGCAGCAGGCGCCUCCGCCGCCGCCGCCGCCCCCGCAGCAGCCGCCGCCCGCCCCGCCGGCCCCGCAGGCGCCCCCGCAGCAGCCGCAGGCGCCUCCGCAGCAGCCGCAGGCGCCCCCGCAGCAGCCGCAGGCGCACACGCUGACCACGCUGAGCAGCGAGCCGGGCCAGUCCCAGCGAACGCACAUCAAGACGGAGCAGCUGAGUCCCAGCCACUACAGCGAGCAGCAGCAGCACUCGCCGCAGCAGAUCGCCUACAGCCCCUUCAACCUCCCGCACUACAGCCCCUCGUACCCGCCCAUCACCCGCUCGCAGUACGACUACACAGACCACCAGAACUCCGGCUCCUACUACAGCCACGCGGCGGGCCAGGGCUCGGGCCUCUACUCCACCUUCACCUACAUGAACCCGGCGCAGCGGCCCAUGUACACCCCCAUCGCCGACACCUCCGGGGUCCCUUCCAUCCCGCAGACCCACAGCCCCCAGCACUGGGAACAGCCCGUCUACACACAGCUCACCAGACCUUGAGGAGACCUUAGACAAAGAGUGAUGAUGGCCCGUGAUGCGCAUAAAAGUAACCCACCGAAGAAAGACCUUAACCCACCAGAAUUUCCUUUGGACCUUUUUUUUUUUUCUUUUUUCUCUUUGUUUUUUAAAGACCUUGACACUAAAGGCAACUCGAACCCACAUUCCAAGACAGAAACAUUAGCUAUCCAAACGCAUUACCACCUUGUGGCGAGUCAGUGGCCAGGCCACUCUUGCUUGGCUAGAUGGACCAGCAGAACCGACAGGAACCUGGACUUGAAACCUUCCAAGCCCGCGUGGAGGAGGAUGGAGAUUCAGUGUGACCAGUUUGCUCAAUCUCUCUGCCUGUUUGGACUUUGUAAUUAUUUUUUAGCCGUAAUUAAAGAAAAAAGUCCUCUGUGAGGAAUAUUCUCUAUUUUAAAUAUUUUUAGUAUGUACUGUGUAUGAUUCAUUACCAUUUUGAGGGGAUUUAUACAUAUUUUUAGAUAAAAAAUUAAAUGUUCUUAUUUUUCCAACAAGCUAAACUACUUAGUUGAACAGUGUGCCCAGCUCUUCUUGCAACCAGAGUAUUUUUGUACAGAUUUGCUUUCUCUUACAAACAAACAAAAAGUGUGUGUGUGUGUCGUAUUAACCUACAAACCCCACAAAUGUGUGUUUUGUGAUCAGUUUGGGGGGAGGGGGGGUUAGCUUUGCUUAAUUCCUCAGGCUUUCUGAUUCCAAGGAGGAAUUGCCUUAGAAAGAAAAAAAUAAAGGCCUUACUUUGCAGAUGCGGACGCGAACAAUAAUAGUCUAGAGACCCAUUUGAUAAGGGUUAUAGAUAUAUGUUUUUUAAACAAGAGAAAACACCUUGAGCCUUAAAACCAUGCUGCUGGAAAAAAACUCGUGCCCUCUUUAUGUGCAUUUCCUCCUGUAUUUGCUUGUUUGCCCCCAAUCUUAAGAAAGAAGCAGAAGACAAGCAAAGGAGAUGAAAUCUGUUUGGGGAAUGUUUUAGCAGCCAAUAAGUGCCCCAGCACAGUGCCCCCUGGUUGCCCGCCGCCAGAGCCCCAUGUGGAACACAGAUGCUAGAGGCAGCUCACCUCCGCUGUCACUUCUGCCUCUCUGAACACCAGCAGUUAACCUUCCAGACAUGCCACGUGCUAAAAUUAUUUAUUUUGUAAGGAGAGGUUUUCAUGAAAAACAACAAAAAUUGCUCUUUUUUUAUUUUUUAAAUUUACCUUCUUGAAAAUAGGUUGUUGGAGCUGUCUGUCCUCAAAGGGUAUGGUGAUCUGUUGUUAAAUUAUGUCCUUAACUGUAACCAGUUUUUUUUUAUUUAUCUCUUUUAAUCUUUUUUUUUUAUUAUUAAAAGCAAGUUUCUUUGGAUGCCUUGUCCUAGAUUUGUAUAAAUGCCUUUUUGUCUGUCCUUUUUUUUUUUUUGUUUUGUUGCAAACAAACUGGAAACUUGUUUCUCUUUUUUUGUACAAAUGAGAGUUUGCAGAUGUAGUGUAUCACUGAGUCAUUUGCAGUGUUUUCUGCCACAGAUUUUUGGGCUGCCUAAACUGUGUGUGUGUGUGUGUGUGUGUGUGUGUGUGUGUGUGUGUGUGUGUGUAUUGACACAAAACAAAGCAAGCAUGUGUCAUGAGGUUCCCCUGCAUGUUCUCUUGGAGAGAGGGAGGAGGGGAAAAGAGUCAGCCCACUGACAGACCUUAAUUCUUCAUUACUUCUGUGGCUGGAGAGUUUGAGGAUUGCUUUUUAAAAAAGACAGCAAACUUUUUUUUUUUAUUUAAAAAAAAAGAUAUAUUAACAGUUUUAGAAGUCAGUAGCGUAAAAUCUUAAAGCACUCUUAUAAUACGGCAUCUUUCAAUUUCUGUAUAAAAGCAGAUCUUUUUAAAAAAAAAUAUUUCUGUAACUUAAGAAUCCUGGCAUUUAAACCAUAUUUUGUCUUUAGGUAAGGUUUGGUUUGUGUUUGUGUUUUGUUUGUUUCGCUUGUUCCCAACCCCCACCCCCCAACCUUUUGUUUUCUCUGUGAAACUUACCUUUGCUUUUUUCUCUUCCUUUCUUUUUUUUUGUAUAUUAUUGUUUACAAUAAAUAUACAUUGCAUUAAAAGGAAAA
Phacochoerus africanus (Common warthog) is the source of this 4004-nucleotide messenger RNA. RefSeq names its product SRY-box transcription factor 9 (gene SOX9). The coding region runs from base 380 to 1918 and encodes 512 amino acids. The record is from RefSeq and is a predicted model, not a curated record. Gene Ontology annotation, biological process: oligodendrocyte differentiation; chondrocyte differentiation; heart development. NCBI's taxonomy places the organism in Eukaryota, Metazoa, Chordata, Mammalia, Artiodactyla, Suidae. The transcript has 3 exons. Gene Ontology annotation, cellular component: nucleus. Gene Ontology annotation, molecular function: DNA-binding transcription factor activity, RNA polymerase II-specific; RNA polymerase II cis-regulatory region sequence-specific DNA binding.